Molecule: messenger RNA, 990 nt
Organism: Zingiber officinale
Lineage: Eukaryota; Viridiplantae; Streptophyta; Magnoliopsida; Zingiberales; Zingiberaceae
Product: glycine-rich cell wall structural protein 2-like
Exons: 2
Coding region: 47-880 (277 amino acids)
Source: RefSeq, a predicted model, not a curated record
ACACCAGCUCGUGUUUCCUUAACAUAGCUAGUAGUGUGCAGCUGAAAUGGCUAAUAGAGCUCGCGUUAAGCUUUGGGCUGCUGCCUUCAUCGCCCUUGUGAGCUUCCAGCUUGCGUUGGCAGCUAGAUCGCUCACCGGGGCUGCCGCAGGAGGCGGUGGCGGAGGUGGAGGAGGAGGCGGAGGCGGAGGUGGAGGCUCUGGCAGUGGUUCUGGAUAUGGCUCCGGCUCCGGCUCUGGAUAUGGUGAGGGUGCCGGUGGAGGGAGUGCCGGAGGGUACGGUAGAGGAGGAGGAGGAGGCGGUGGCGGAGGAGAAGGAGGCGGAGGCGGUUCUGGCUCUGGGUCCGGCAGCGGUUAUGGUUCAGGAUAUGGUGAGGGCGCUGGAGGAGGAAGCGCCGGAGGGUAUGGGAAAGGAGGCGGUGGCGGCGGCGGCAGCGGAGGCGGUGGCGGUGGGGGAGAAGGGGGAGGUGUAGGCUCUGGCUCUGGUUACGGGCAAGGGUAUGGAUCGGGUUACGGUGCGGGUGGUGGAGCUGGUAAUGCUGGAGGAUACGGAAAGGGCGGCGGCGGCGGAGGUGGUGGCGGCGGAGGAGAGGGCGGUGGUGUUGGGUCGGGAUCCGGGUCCGGUCAGGGGUAUGGAUCUGGAUCUGGAUCUGGCUCCGGCGCGGGUGGUGCACAUGGUGGUGUUGGGUCGGGAUCCGGGUCCGGUCAGGGGUAUGGAUCUGGAUCUGGCUCCGGCGCGGGUGGUGCACAUGGUGGUGGCUAUGGUCGUGGCGGCGGUGGUGGAGGCGGCGGCGGCGAGGGAUCAGGUGGGGGCACUGGCUCAGGCUCCGGGUCUGGGUCUGGGUCUGGUUACGGCAGUGGAGGUGGAAAUGGCCAUAAUUAGAUGACUAACAUUCUAUGUAUUAUGUAUUAUACAAGACAUGGGUGUUCGUGCUGUACCAGUAGCGCUACCGCAUAAUGAAUAAAUGAAAGCUAUUUUGCUAGUUAUAAUUA